Hymenoscyphus albidus is the source of this 2033-nucleotide messenger RNA. NCBI's taxonomy places the organism in Eukaryota, Fungi, Ascomycota, Leotiomycetes, Helotiales, Helotiaceae. The record is from the annotation of a GenBank genome assembly.
CCUCUUGCUUCCAUCUCUCAAGGAUUUCAAGAUGCGAUUCGGUCGACAGCUUUACCAGAAUAUUAUCCCUGAGUGGAUGGAAUCCUACACCAAUUACUACCUCCUAAAGAAGGUAUUCAAAAUUGCUGUGAAGGAAAGUUACGAGAGGGGAACCGCCCCCAAUUUCACAAGUAAGUAACGGCGGAACUUAAUUUUGAUGUUUCAAGGCUAACCUUACUAUAGUAUUGUAUAAUGACCUCAAUUCCGAUAUCAAGGACGUGGAUACUUUUUAUUUGACCAAGUACACUUUGGUACAAGAAAAGGCCGCUGUAAUCUUCGACCAGUAUGGCUGGACUUCGCUCAAAGACGCUACUUUACACCGCGUGGAGCCUUUUGAAGCAACCGAUAUCUUAGCCGCGUACCUGGAACUCCUGGUUGACUUGAAGAAAUUGCGCUGGUUUGGUAAAGUUAACCGGGAUGGCUAUCGCUGUUUGCUACGCAAGCUUGAGAGAUUCUCCGCUUUUCCUGCCGGCUUUGAUCUCACUCGGUUUCAUUUUGUGAACCAGACGGGGAUUCUGCGGGAUAUAGAGCAGGUUAAUGACUCUAUCCAAUACCUCCAUCGACUAGCUCUUAAAUUUCGAGCCUCUGAGCUUCCGCUCUUCUCGGUCGAGCACUUGGCUGAACGGCUCAAUGUAUCGCCAUCUGUUUUGACAAAUCUCCAAAGUGCCAUCGAAAACGACGAUCCUUUAGAAUUUGAUGCAAUACUACUCACUUUCACUUCCAAGUCUACUUUAGAGGAGGUCCGGUCCUUGCAAGGCGCAUUGCUACAACUUUUCAUAACAAAAUCAUCCAAGAACUGUGUUAGACGUUUGCGCCAUAGAAUCAAAAACGAUACAACCGAAGGUCGACAUAAUACCCUCCAUAGAAUCAUCGUACUUAGAGGUCGUGAGAGAGACAUGCAUCGGAACAAAUAUCAACUAGAACCGCUCCAAGGACCUCCAGUAAGCAACACUGAAAUCCAAAGCACCUCAUCGAUCAUGGCUUUUGUUCUAGACGCCUUAGAGCCCCAUCAACGAGACUUACUGCUCGAAAAAGACAAACUCGGUCGGAUACCAUUACAUUAUGCUGCACAUUACGGCUUAGAGGAAGAAUUUGUUACCAUUAUCGAACAUAUGCAAGACUGGGGAUUACUCUCUUACACACCAAGCUUCUUCCACAAUCAACUUGAAGAUAUCGAACGGCACACACCUCUCUCUUUAGCUGUCCUCAACGGAAGCCUUACCAUUGUACAAUCCAUAUUAAGGAUCCAUGCUUCGUCAAGCAUUGCGACCACAGCCUUGAGCAAAAUCAUACACAUCGUAGCCACAUCUGGGUUCAAGGAAAUCACUCGUCUGCUAAUUGGCGCGCCACUUGCGAACCUCAACUAUCGGCAAUCUUGCGGCGAGACUUCUUUGUUUCUCGCUGCACAGUCGGGUAAUGAAGAAUGUGUGGAGCUUUUGAUCAAGGCUGCUCCUGGGAAGAAAUUGGAUCUGGAUAUCCCGGGAACGGCUUAUGCUUGGACGCCUUUGAUUGCAGCUUGUGUCAGGAAUCACUUUACGAUUGCCGAGAUGUUGGUGAAAGCUGGGGCUGACCAGACUCAUCGUGAUGUAUUUGGCUGGACUGCAAAAGAUCGUGAGUACCAUCCCUGAUAUCCUGUCGUUUUGUUUUUACUUUUGCCUGUUUAGUCCGCUCUGUUAUCAAAUUAAGCGAGGUUCCAUUUAGAUAGAUUUGCUGGAAACCAUCAUCACUAACCCGAUCACCAUCUAGAUAUCGACUUCCGAGGAUUCUGGCCCAUAGCUACACUCCUCACAAGCACUCCACUACGCUACCCACCCUGCAUCCCCAAAGCCCCACUGCCCAAAACAAACGCCCUCCCUCCCUGCGCAAGCCACGAGUACCGAAUCUUCCUCAACCUAGGAACAUUGAAUACCCGCGAUCCCAAAGAGAUCCUCGACAUGAACACCUAUCUCUCCCGCUAUCCCCACACUCCCUACCCGAGACGGGCUUUUCUAUAA